UAGAGGACCCCGCCCCCCCGCCCCCGUUCUGCAUGACUGGUGACUAAAAUUGCCAGCGUCCUCAAGGCUGCAGCUGGGGAUGGACACAGGGGACCCCAACUUCAAGCAUCUUGAUGCUUCUAUCAAGUGGUGAUUUUAUGCAAUGGCAUCAAGCCACAGUUCUUCAUCAGUGCCUCAGCCAAAUAGCAGAGAUGCUUUCUUUAAAAAGGAGAUGGAUUCUGCUAAACGCUUUCGACCUGUACAGUCACUGCCUGAUGUAUGUCCCAAGGAACCUACAGGUGAUCCUAAUAGUUUAAGUGACAGCCCAUCUCUAGUUGCAGAUCAGCAUAGAUGGACAAUUUAUCAUUCCAAAGUAAACCUCCCAGCGGCGCUAAAUGAUCCUAGGUUAGCAAAAAGGGAAUCCGAUUUCUUUACAAAAACAUGGGGACAGGACUUUGUGGACACAGAAGUCGCACCUUCAUUCUACCUCCCACAGAUCAACAAGGAAAAUUUUGCAUUAUAUCAACAGGAAAUCAUUCAGAGAGAGAAGAUUCAUGAAAGAUGCAAGAAUAUUUGUCCUCCUAAAGAUACCUUCGACAGGACUCUCUUACAUACUCAUG
Molecule: messenger RNA, 599 nt
Organism: Chelonoidis abingdonii (Abingdon island giant tortoise)
Lineage: Eukaryota; Metazoa; Chordata; Testudines; Testudinidae
Source: RefSeq, a predicted model, not a curated record